Molecule: messenger RNA, 654 nt
Organism: Thlaspi arvense
Lineage: Eukaryota; Viridiplantae; Streptophyta; Magnoliopsida; Brassicales; Brassicaceae
Source: the annotation of a GenBank genome assembly
AUGUCUCCUCCUGCAGUAGUCACUGAAUCCGGCGAUGGACAACCUGAGAAACCGGUGGCUGAUACUGUCAUCGCUGAAGAGCUCGAGAAGAAGCUUCAGACUGAUGAACCAAUUGUAGAAGAUGUCAUAGAUGACGAAGAAGAUGAUGAUGGCGACGUAGAAGAGGAAGACGACGACGCUCAAGGUGUAAGUGAAAGCUCAAAGCAGAGCAGAAGUGAAAAGAAGAGCAGGAAGGCAAUGUUGAAGCUCGGUAUGAAACCAGUUACAGGUGUUAGCCGAGUGACCAUCAAAAGAACCAAAAACGUGCUCUUCUUCAUCUCAAAGCCUGAUGUCUUCAAGAGCCCACAUUCAGAGACCUAUGUUAUAUUCGGUGAGGCCAAGAUCGAGGACUUGAGCUCUCAGCUUCAAACGCAAGCUGCUCAACAGUUUAGGAUGCCUGAGAUUGGAGCAACGUCUCAGAGAGCAGAGGCAUCAACAGCAACAGUGGAAGCACGAGCGGAAGACGAUGAGGAAGAAGUUGAUGAGACCGGUGUGGAGGCUCGUGACAUUGACUUGGUCAUGACUCAGGCUGGAGUUACACGCAGCAAAGCUGUUAAGGCACUCAAGGGUCACGAUGGAGAUAUUGUAAGUGCAAUAAUGGAACUCACUACUUGA